AUGGCGCUGGGAAAGAAACGGGGGGAGGCCGCGGCGGCGGGCGAGGCAGCUGCAGUCGAAUCUUGGAGAACAGGAUCUGCAGGUUUCGGCGCUCGUCUCAGCUCGACGCUCUGUUGGAUUGCGGGUUCUUCUCUCUCCUUCGCAGCGCUGACAGUUCCGCGGCGAAAAGAAUGGUUUGAUGUUUGUCUGGAUUACAUGUACGUGAAAAGAACACAAUAUGCCCCCAAUGUCUACGCCUCCCUCUGGCGCUGGCUGAAGAACGCCCCCAAGUGA
Eimeria tenella is the source of this 273-nucleotide messenger RNA. RefSeq lists its product as uncharacterized. Bases 1 to 273 code for a protein of 90 amino acids. The record is from RefSeq and is a predicted model, not a curated record. The transcript is spliced from 3 exons. NCBI's taxonomy places the organism in Eukaryota, Apicomplexa, Conoidasida, Eucoccidiorida, Eimeriidae.